AUGGGAAGUUCCCCCCCACACUCCCGGCCCCCCUCCGCCGCGGACUCGGUGGGCGACGAGCGGGCCAGCCUCAUCCCCCGACGCCACCUGAUGUCCUACGUGUCGGAGCCACCCUCCUCCCUGUUCGCCAUGGCCAAGCUGGCGGAGGAGGAGAAGGCGCUGGAGCAGGAGGCCCUGCUGAAAGCCAUGCACGUCCCGGAGGGACCCCUCCCCCACCUGGGGCCCAGGGCGACCAGCCUGCACCCCGGGGGCGAGGCCCCCGUGCCCCCUGGCCCCCACCUGAGGAGCAAUCUGGUGUGGUUCCAGGCUCGCGAGGCCAGCCACUUCCAGGAGCGGGUGCUGGAGCACCCGGUGGCGGGCGACCUGGCGGUGGCAGAGGCGGCCGAGACGGCCGCGCUGCGGGGGGUCCCUCGGCCUGGCUCACGGAGCCCGGGCGCACCCCAGCACAAACCCCCGCCCAAGCUCCCCGCAAUGAUGCCCGAGAAUGGAGCCCCAGGCCACGCCGCCGGCCGCUCGGCCGGCGGGGUCAAGGCUGACCCCGGGCCGCUGAGUCCGAGGGGCCGGGGCGAGAAGUCCGGCGGCCCCAAUGGUGCUGGGGAUGAUGAAGAAGUGGACCCCCUGGAGAACGAUCUGGACUGGACGACGGGGAAGCGGCCUGCCCAAAAGUUUUACAAGCGGCGCUGGUUCUGGCUGUAUGUCAUCCCCCUCUCCAUCUCCGCAAGCCUUGUCAUCCUGGGGGCAUGCUAUGUGCACUUUGCAAGCAGCACUCUCCUGGGGGAUGUCCAGCUCUGGAGGCUGCUCUUCUUCCUGGCAGGACUCCCCAUCAUCUGGUACUUUGGCGACUUUGUGACAUGGGCGGCGGUGUGGGGCGUGGAGAAGUCGCUUUUCACUUGGAAGAAUGCGCUGUACUUUGCCUAUGCCGUCCGGCGGCCCCUGUCCAACGUCCUGCGUGCCGCCCUGGGGCUCGCGUGGUGGGCGGGGAUGAUGACCAUCGGCGCGGGGGCGCAGCCCUCCAACCUCAACACCGCAUACACCAUCAUCCUGCGGGUGUGGGCAUGCAUCACGUUGAUGAUGACGGCCAACCUGCUAAAAACCCUGAUUGCCAAGCUACUCAGCUCCAAGUUUGUCCGCGAGUCGCACCUGGCGAAGAUGCAGCAGUCCAUCAAGAAGGAGCACCUGCUGCACCUGCUGCUCCAGCCCCGGCAGUCCUACAUAGACGCCGCCAAGGAGUACGAGGUGGAGGGCCCCGACACUUGGGAUGGCGAGGCGGAGGCCGACAAGGCCAGGGACCCAGGCGGCCGCCGCACGCAGAGCGCCUUCUCCCUCAGCCCUGGUGCAUGGAGCGGCAAGAAGGGAGGCCUCGCCAGGAGGGUCACCAAGUCGGCACACGGCGGCGCGCGGGGCGGCGUUGCCGCGCCCGUGACACGCGCGUCGCAGCUUCUGGACGAGGAAGAUGGGGACGGCGCGGCGACGCCGCACCGCCUGAGCCGCCGCUCCGCCCAGCGCACCUCCACCGCCCAGGCCAGGGCGGCGGUGACGAGCGCGCAGGACGUGAAGCCCAAGAACGUGGCGGGGAGCUCCACCAGCGGCGUGCGGCCGCAGCAGGCCAUGCGCCUGGCGCGCAUGGAGAAGUACAUCCGGCGCAACGCGCUGCAGGUCACCUUCCGCGACGAGCUGAACCAGGCAGAGCGGCGGGAGGUGGUGAACUCGGACCAGGAGGCCAAGAAGCUGGCCUUCUACCUGUUCUGGAACGUGAAGGCCGACUACGGGCGCAGCCACAUCGUGGACGCGGACCUGGCGGCCUUCGUCCCCGCGCGCGACGUGCGCCUGGCCGCCGAGCUGCUGGACGCCGACGGCGACGGCGUGAUCACCUCCCAGGACGUUUGCGCGGCCAUCCUGCAGGUCUUCCGCGAGCGCCAGAACCUGGCCGCCUCCCUCACCGACACCAAGUCGGUGGUGGGCAAGCUGGAGACCAUGGUGGGCGUGGUGCUGCACAUCGUCAUGGCCUUCCUCUACCUCGUCAUCUUCCGCGUCGACGUCAUGAACUUCUACCUCACCUUCUCCUCCAUGAUCCUGGCCUUCUCCUUCAUCUUCAACCAGAGCCUGCGCAUGAUCUACGAGAACGCGGUGUUCCUCUUCGUGAUCCACCCCUACGACAUCGGCGACACCCUGCUCCUGGACAAGCAGGCCUGCCGGGUGGACGCCAUCAACCUCACCUACACCACCAUGACCGACCCCUCCAACGCGCAGCUGUGGUACCCCAACGAGAAGCUGCGCGCCGCACCCUUCAUCAACCUCUCAGCCUCGGGGAACCGGUGCGAGACCCUGGCCGUGGCGGUGGACGUGGACACGCCCCUGGGCGUGGCGGAGGACCUGCGCGCCGCCGCCGCCGCGGUCACGCGCCUGCAGCCCAAGGAGGUGGAUGGCGAGCCGGGCGUGGCGCUGGCCGCCUCCCCAGACCCCCUCAAGUACGUGCUGGAGGUGAGCUGGACGCUGAGCCACAACGGCGUGGACGCGGCGCGCGGCGCGCGUCUGCGCAACGCCGUGCACGCGGCCCUCUUCGCCCGCCUGGCGGAGCUGGGCGUGCGCAGCAGCGCCCCGCCCCCUCGCGCGCCCGGGAAUGAUGCGUACGGCGCGCUGAGGGCGGCGCCGCAGCGGCGGGGGAGCCCAGGCGGCGCCCUGGAGCGCCCCGUGUGA
Messenger RNA from Auxenochlorella protothecoides, 2697 nucleotides. Its product is annotated as Mechanosensitive ion channel protein 10. Lineage: Eukaryota; Viridiplantae; Chlorophyta; Trebouxiophyceae; Chlorellales; Chlorellaceae. The record is from RefSeq and is a predicted model, not a curated record. Gene Ontology annotation, molecular function: mechanosensitive monoatomic ion channel activity; calcium ion binding. Gene Ontology annotation, biological process: monoatomic anion transport; transmembrane transport. The transcript is spliced from 10 exons. Bases 1 to 2697 code for a protein of 898 amino acids. Gene Ontology annotation, cellular component: plasma membrane.